Paramecium octaurelia is the source of this 1113-nucleotide messenger RNA. NCBI's taxonomy places the organism in Eukaryota, Ciliophora, Oligohymenophorea, Peniculida, Parameciidae. The record is from the annotation of a GenBank genome assembly.
AUGAGAGGGCAGUAAUAAAAUUAACUUUUCCAAACUAAGUAAUGUGAUCAAGAUCUGCUUUAGAUUGAUUAUAAAUGCAGUAAGAGGUUAUUCUCUUUGAAGGAGAGAGUCAAUUCAAAUAAUAAUAACACUUCCUUUAUGACAUAAAAUUUAAAUUAAUCUUAUUAAAGAGCUGAUUUAAAAAUGGAGACCGCCUAAAAUCAAUUUACUCCAAUUACUCAUUUGCAAGUUCAAAGUAAACAGGAUUCGGCAAUAGAGAGACAGUUUUAAGAAGUUUAUUAAUCAUCAUAAGAAAACAACAAAGAACUUUAUAAUAUUAAAUGCAUUCAUAAAAUAAAAAAGGAGAAUUAAUAUUCUUCAUAAAAGAAAAGGAAAACCUAAAAACGACCUUUUCAAUUAACUAGAAUCCCAGAAUGCUCAAGAGCAGCCAACAUAACCUUGAUAUUUAGAGAAAGUGAAAAAAGCAUGGAACUCAAAGAUUACUCUUUGAAUUUGAUAAAUACAUGCUAUCAAUUGAAACAAUAGAUUCUAUGUGAAUUACUACAAAAACAGCUUUUCAUAACUCAAAAAAUUUAAGGAUAUAUUGAGUGCUCUAGAAUAUUAGUAAAUGGAAACAUAUUUGAAGAUUAGAUGUUACUUAAUGAAAUCAGACAUCCUAUAUUGAUUGAGAUAUUUUAGUUUAAGACUCCAAAUUUCAACCAAGAUUAUCACUAUUAGUUCAAUCAUGAGUAAGUCUACCAAAAUUAGUAUGAUGGUUUAAGAGUGUAAAAUUUAUAAAUUAUGUAUAAUAAUAAGCAAAUAAAUUGGUCAGGAGUUGUUGACAUUUCUCAUAUUGAUUUUGAGGAGAUUUUGAAAUUAGAAAAUGGCUAUGAAUUAUACAAUAUUAACAAGUUGGGUUAUUUUAGGAUACCAAAUCAAGGAAAAAAGUUGAAUUGCAAACGAAUGGUUAAACUUAAUGUCCCUGAGGAAUUGCUCAUACUGACAACUGAUGACAAUGGAAAUAAAGAUAAAUCAUACUUGAUGAGGAAGUUAUCUGAACAAUGUAAACUGUUGAAUUAAGAGUUUGUAAGUUUAGAUAAUGAAAGUAGAUAUUAUGAAUUCAUUGAACUAUGA